AUGGGCAGUGCUCAUGAGCCUUGCCAACGCAGUCCCACUGACAGCGGAGCAGUGGAUCGACCACCACCAGGCCACUCACGUGCCAGCCGCGAUGCUUCUGGAGGCCGUGCGGCAGAGAUCAUUGCCAGCUCGCCAGAGAGGCAGAAGCUUGAGAUGCAGGUACAGCUACACCGCUCUGCACAGCAAUGCAACGAAGCCUUGGCCAUUUCCAGACAUUUGGCGGAGGCACCACAGCAGUCCCAGGAGCCAGCAACAUGGAUGGGGCUUGUGCGAAGAGAGCUGGCAGAGCUGGAUGAACGGCUCUCGCGUCAGCUGUUGAGAUUGCAGAGCCAGACAGACCGCGUCAUGGAGGUUUUUGUCACAUCCCUAGAGGGGAAGGUGGCGCAAGUGAUGUCAAAGCAGCCUCUCACUGAGUGGCGCCUGGCUGAGCUGGGUGCCAACAUCAAGGGCUUGCAGGAGCAGUUGGAAAUGCAGGCGAGACGCGGUGAUGCGGCAGAUGCGAGGCUGCAGAGGUUCACCACCCUUUUUCAGUCAGAGCUUAGAAAGUUGCACAUCGAGGUGCCAAGUCCGGCCGACAAGCCAAGCCCCACUGGCCUAGAAGGCACUGACGCAUUGAAGGAUGCUAUGUUGGCCAGUCUUCGCGAGGAUGAAGCAGGAGCCCAGCCGACCAUUUCUUUACAGGAGAAGUCCAGGAUCGACUCCAAGCUCCGCCGCAUGGACGGAGCCCUCGAGGCCUUGAGCUCUUCCGUGGCCUCCAUGGCCUCCGAGCACCGGACCCUGAAGUCGGAGCUGGAGAGCACGGGAAAGAGCCUGAAAGAUCUGCAAGAACAGGCGUUGCAGGUGGAAAAGGAGAGGUCCGAUGCGGCCAAAUGCCAGGACAGCGAACUCGGCCGAAGCACUUGA
This is a messenger RNA of Cladocopium goreaui, 903 nucleotides long. The record is from the annotation of a GenBank genome assembly. NCBI's taxonomy places the organism in Eukaryota, Dinophyceae, Suessiales, Symbiodiniaceae.